UUCCGUAGUUCUCGCGGCCGUUCUGGGGUUGCAGGGCGGGAGCGACUGCGGAGGAGAGUGCGGCACCGCGACCUCUGACCCUCCCCACGACCCCGUGACCCCGCCCCCAGUUACGACCCCCGUUCGCCCCAUCUCUCUGUGAGAUGUGACCCCACAUUCUGCGUGGAUCUCAGACUCCGUCUUGCCCCAUGAGUCCUGUCCCCAUGUCCACCUGUGACCCUUGACCCCGCCCCCGGCCGACAAGCCCCUUGGCUGCACUCCGUGUGAACCUGAACUCUCCCAUCCCUGUGGACUUCUUGCUCCCACUUUGACCCUUCUCUCUGGGAAUCCUGACUCCUUUUGCGACCUCCAUUGUCCAUCUUUGACACUGACCCCAGUUUCCUAUGACCCCUCUUCCCCUUUCUGGCAGACCCUGAUUCCCCACUCUGGUGAUGAGAACCCUUCCUUCCCUGGGAAUCUUGACCACAGCCUGUCACUCCUGGCCUUGACCCUGGUAUUGGGUCCUGGGACGUAACUCUUAUUCUUUCCUGUACCUCGAGUUCCGGACAAUCUACUUUGAACCUUGACCCUAACCGACCACUACCCUGUGUCUACAGUUGAACCUUAACCUCACCCCGGGACCCCUGUUCUCCUAGUGAAACUUAACCUCACCCCGGGGACCCCGUUUUCCUUGUGAUCCAGAUCCUUCCUUCUCCUGAGACUCUGGUUGCUCCCUGGAACCUUGAGCACUGCCUUCCCAUGACUCCUGUCCUUGACCCUGGUCCUGGGAGGGAACCCCCAAACCCCAUCUUGUGCCAUGAUCCCUUAACCCCAGGCUCAGUCAUGACCUCUAACCUUUCUUUUCUGUCUUUUUCUAUCAACUUCUGUUCAGUAUUCUUUUUGAUCCUUUUCUUUUUCUGGUGGUCUUUAACCCUGGCACCCCUGAGGGAUUUUUGUCCCUUCCUACCCCACUUGGCAGCCUCAGCGUUGGGGGUUCUCAGGAUCCUGACUAUCCAGGAAGAGUUUCCUAAUUGGGUUUCCUGGGUGGAUGCCCAGGCCUGGCCCCACCACUGGUCUCAGGAACGUCCCUCAUGUCUGCUCUCCUGGUUUAGGUUGGGGGAAUAUGCAAAGAGUGACUCUGAAACCAAGGUGCCAGGGAGCUCAGUGAGGGACAGUGGGUGCCACCACCCCAAGUACUAGAGAUGCACUGGAGGGACACAUCGGAACAAGCCUGGUAGUGAGGUAGGGAUCUCAGGAUGUCUCCUCAGAUGUCAUGAUUAAAACUCUGAAAAGUUUGAAAAAAAAAAAAAAAAAGGCCUGAGUGUGUCAAGUGGCUGGGACAUCCCCCGGCUCUGCUUCCCGGAAUGCCUCUGAGUCCCGCCUGCUCGGGAGCGGCCUUCCUGCCUUGGCCGUCUAGUGCCAGCCACUGCACCUGUGAGUGGGGAGCGACGGGGUGCCUGGCCAUGGGGGUGGCAUGAUUGCUGGCAGCUUGGCGAGUGGAUAUGACAUUACAACUGCUGCCAGCACCACAGAGUGAGCAGCCUCGAUAGCCGCCACCCGAGGGUGGCGGAGCGCCGCCUCCACCUGCCUGAUGCUGGCAGUGGAACCCACCAUGGAUGGGGACUUCCCUCCACAUGAGCUCCCUCCCCCCGGAGGUGGCAUCCAGCUCCAGAACCGACUCCUGCACUGUCCUUGGUGGGGCAGUUUCUCACCGCCAUUGUACCCCACCUUCUCCAGUGAAAAUCAACAGUUCGUGAGCUCCACCCCAUUCCUUGGUGGCCAGUCUUGCCCUGAAACCAGCUACCCCACCACAGCCACCGUCCCCAGCUUCUUCUCCAAGAGCAGCGACUUUCCUCAGGAUCCUUCAUGCCUCGAGGACCUCUCCAAUGCCUCUGUCUUCUCCUCGUCUGUGGAUUCCCUGUCAGAUAUCCCAGACACACCCGACUUCCUGCCGGCCGACAGCCUCAACGAGGUGCCUACCAUCUGGGAUGUCAGCACCACCUCCACCACCCGGGACAAGCUGUUCCUACCGAGUGUGCCAUUCUCGGCUCUGGAAGACCCGGUGACCGCAGUUUCCAGUACCCCGCUUCUCGUCAGCUAUCAGUCACACAGCCAGCCUGAGGAGGAGGAAGGCGAAGACGAGGAGGAGGCUGAGGAACUGGGCCAUGCUGAGACCUAUGCCGACUAUGUACCUUCCAAGUCCAAGAUUGGAAAGCAGCACCCAGACCGUGUAGUGGAGACCAGCACACUGUCCAGCGUUCCGCCCCCAGACAUCACCUACACCCUGGCACUACCCACCUCAGACAACGGGACCCUGUCUGCCCUACAGCUGGAAGCCAUCACCUAUGCCUGCCAGCAACACGAGGUCCUGCUGCCCAGUGGGCAGCGUGCUGGUUUCCUGAUUGGGGAUGGGGCCGGCGUGGGCAAGGGCCGCACGGUGGCUGGCAUCAUAGUGGAGAAUUACCUGCGGGGCCGGAAGAAGGCUUUGUGGUUCAGUGCCUCCAAUGACCUCAAGUAUGAUGCAGAACGGGACCUGAGAGACAUCGAGGCCCCCGGCAUUGCGGUGCAUGCACUAAGCAAGAUCAAGUACGGUGACAACACUACCUCAGAGGGUGUCCUCUUUGCCACCUACUCUGCCCUGAUUGGAGAAAGCCAGGCGGGUGGGCAGCAUCGCACACGUCUACGCCAGAUCCUGCAGUGGUGUGGAGAGGCCUUUGAUGGUGUGAUUGUGUUUGACGAGUGUCACAAAGCCAAGAAUGCCAGCUCCACCAAGAUGGGCAAGGCCGUGCUGGACCUGCAGAACAAGCUGCCCCAGGCCAGGGUGGUGUAUGCCAGCGCCACAGGCGCCUCUGAGCCCCGCAACAUGAUAUACAUGAGCCGCUUGGGCAUCUGGGGCGAGGGCACACCCUUCCGGACCUUCGAGGAGUUCCUGCAUGCCAUUGAGAAGAGGGGCGUGGGUGCCAUGGAGAUUGUGGCCAUGGACAUGAAGGUCAGUGGCAUGUACAUCGCCCGCCAGCUCAGCUUCUCAGGGGUCACAUUCCGAAUCGAGGAGAUCCCACUGUCUCCUGUCUUCGAGCAGGUCUAUAAUCGGGCAGCCCGGCUGUGGGCCGAGGCCCUGAGUGUGUUCCAGCAGGCGGCUGACUGGAUCGGUCUGGAGUCUCGGAAGUCCCUGUGGGGUCAGUUCUGGUCCGCACACCAGCGCUUCUUUAAAUACCUGUGCAUUGCGGCCAAGGUGCACCGGCUGGUGGAGCUGGCACAGCAGGAGCUGAGCAGGGACAAGUGCGUGGUCAUCGGGCUGCAGUCCACAGGGGAGGCGCGGACCCGAGAGGUGCUAGACGAGAAUGAGGGCCGCCUGGACUGCUUCGUCUCUGCAGCAGAAGGCGUCUUCCUGUCCCUGAUCCAGAAGCACUUCCCUUCCACCAGGAGGAGGCGUGACCGGGGAGGAGGAAAGAGGAAACGGCGGCCUCGGGGUCGUGGUCCCAAGGCUUCCAGACUGACACUGGAGGCAGCAGGAGUUAUCCGUAUUAGUGAUGGCAGCAGCACAGAGUCAGAUGCUGGCCUGGAUAGCGACUUCAAUUCAUCCCCAGAGUCCCUGGUAGAUGAUGAUGUGGUCAUCGUAGACGCCCCCACGCUCCCCACAGAUGACCGAGGUCCCCUGUACCCACUUCAGAGAGACCUACAGGGCCCUGGUGUCCUGGAGCGGGUGGAACGGCUGAAACAGGGCCUGCUGGCAAAGGUGCGAGCACUGGGCCGGGAGCUGCCUGUGAACACAUUGGACCAGCUCAUCCACCAGCUUGGGGGCCCGGAGUGUGUGGCUGAGAUGACUGGCAGGAAAGGCCGAGUGGUAUCGAGGCCCGACGGGUCAGUGGUCUUUGAGUCCAGAGCAGAGCAGGGCCUGUCCAUCGACCAUGUGAACCUCAGGGAGAAGCAGCGUUUCAUGAGCGGCGAGAAGCUCGUGGCUAUUAUCUCUGAGGCCUCCAGCUCUGGUGUCUCCCUCCAAGCCGACCGGCGAGUCCAGAACCAGAGACGCCGGGUACACAUGACCUUGGAGCUGCCUUGGAGCGCAGACCGAGCCAUCCAACAGUUUGGCCGCACCCACAGAUCCAACCAGGUCUCAGCGCCCGAGUAUGUCUUCCUUAUCUCCGAGCUGGCAGGGGAGCGCAGGUUCGCCUCCAUUGUGGCCAAGCGGCUGGAGAGUCUGGGUGCUCUGACCCACGGAGAUCGACGGGCCACUGAGUCCCGGGACCUGAGCAAGUAUAACUUCGAGAACAAGUAUGGCGCCCGUGCGCUCAGCCGUGUCCUUGCCACAAUCAUGGGCCAGACAAACAACAGGGUGCCCCUGCCCCAGGGCUAUCCAGGAGGGGAUGCUGCCUUUUUUCGGGACAUGAAGCAGGGCCUGCUGUCUGUGGGCAUCGGUAGCCGGGAGUCACGCUCUGGCUGCUUGGAUGUGGAGAAGGACUGCUCCAUCACCAAGUUUCUGAACCGCAUCCUUGGGCUGGAGGUGCACAAGCAGAACGCGCUGUUCCAGUAUUUCUCCGACACGUUUGACCACCUCAUCGAGAUCGACAAGAAGGAGGGCAGAUACGACAUGGGCAUUCUGGACCUGGCCCCCGGCAUCAAUGAAAUACAUGAAGAGAGCCAGCAGGUGUUCCUGGCACCCGGGCACCCACAGGACGGGCAGGUGGUCUUCUACAAGAUUAGCGUGGACCGCGGUAUGAAGUGGGAAGAGGCAUUCACUAGGUCGCUGGAGCUAAAAGGCCCCUAUGACGGCUUCUACCUCUCCUACAAGGUACGAGGCAGCAAAACGAGCUGCCUUCUGGCAGAACAGAAUCGAGGCGAUUAUUUCACCGUGUACAAGCCAAACAUUGGCCGGCAGAGCCAGCUGGAGACCCUGGACAACCUGUGCCGGAAGUUCCACCGGGUCACCCCGGAAGAGGCGCGGGAACCCUGGGAGAGCAGCUAUGCGCUGUCGCUGGAGCACUGCAGCCACACUACCUGGAACCAGCGCUGCCGACUGGCACAGGAGGGCAAGUGCUGUGCCCAGGGCCUGCGCCUCCGCCACCACUACAUGCUGUGCGGGGCGCUGCUGCGCGUGUGGGGCCGCAUCGCUGCUGUCAUGGCGGACGUCAGCAGUAGCAGCUACCUACAGAUCGUGCGCCUCAAGACCAAGGACAAAAAGAAGCAAGUGGGCAUCAAGAUCCCGGAGGGCUGCGUUCACCGCGUACUGCAGGAACUGCAGCUCAUGGAUGCAGAAGUGAAGCGCCGCAGCGCUCAUGGGUUGGCUGCGCGCCCACCUACUCCUCGUGCGAUUACACUUCCAUGCGGUCCUGGUGAGGUGCUGGACUUGACCUACAGUCCCCCGGCCGAGCCUUUCCCAGCGCCUCCACGCUUCGCCUUCCCUUCGUUGCCACCCCCAGACCCCAGCUCUCUGAUGCUGGGUACCAGGGACAACGCUACCAACCCUGUGGAGCUGGCACACCAGGGCUGCGACAUCAAUUUCAGGGAAGUGCUGGAGGACAUGCUCCGCUCUUUGCGCGCGGGGCCCACUGAGACCCCUGCGCCUCUGGUGGGCGUGGGCGGCGGCGGAGGCGGUGGCACAGAGCGGCAGAGCGUUAUCCACUUCAGUCCACCCUUCCCAAACUCUUAGGCUGCUACAUCAGCCUCUGGAUUACACUGCACUGGGCAGUAAGGCCUAUGGGCUCCUCUGCUAGCAGGGGUUCCCAUGACUACUGAGGGUGACUGGCCACGGUGCCUUCCCAACCAGUAGGGCGUGGGGCCCCUGUGCCUCCCCUGCUACAGCCAUGCCCAGCCUAGAAGCCGUGGGGCUUGGUUGUCCCAGAGAGCUGGUAACUCAGGAAAUCGGUGCUCGGGCCCCGCUGGCUAUGGGGGCUCCACGGGGUAGACCCCGUUAAUAUAUGCAAUCCCCUGCCCCCUAAAUUAUUGUCACCUGCCCCUCCCCAGCCCCGGAAUCUGUGGGCAGCCGGCAGGCCCUGGUUUCUAUGUAUUUAUAACGAACUGUGUACAUAUGUAAAGACCUUUUCUAAAAUAUACAUGCCUUUGCCUA
Molecule: messenger RNA, 6043 nt
Organism: Rattus norvegicus (Norway rat)
Lineage: Eukaryota; Metazoa; Chordata; Mammalia; Rodentia; Muridae
Source: RefSeq, a predicted model, not a curated record